Messenger RNA from Manis pentadactyla (Chinese pangolin), 927 nucleotides. Its product is annotated as olfactory receptor 2G3-like. Gene Ontology annotation, cellular component: membrane. Gene Ontology annotation, molecular function: G protein-coupled receptor activity; olfactory receptor activity. Lineage: Eukaryota; Metazoa; Chordata; Mammalia; Pholidota; Manidae. The record is from RefSeq and is a predicted model, not a curated record. The transcript has a single exon. Gene Ontology annotation, biological process: G protein-coupled receptor signaling pathway. The coding region runs from base 1 to 927 and encodes 308 amino acids.
AUGUCUAAUCACACAAGACUGACUCAUUUCAUCCUGAGAGGCUUUGCAGAGGCCCCUGAGUUGAAAUCUGUGGUCAUCUUCUUCUUCUCAUUUGUCUACCUGUUCGGCCUCCUGGGGAACAUCUCCAUCAUCACAGCUGUGAUCAGGGAAAGCCGCCUCCACUCACCCAUGUACUUCUUCCUAAAGAACCUGUCUUUUCUGGACAUGUGCUACACCUCAGUCACCAUCCCCAAGGCUCUGGUUACCUCCUUCAGGGGGUCUGGGGUCAUUUCCUACCUGGAGUGUGUAGCUCAGCUUUAUGUGUUUAUUACACUAUCUUCUACUGAGUGUUUUCUGCUCACAGCCAUGGCCUAUGACCGCUGCACAGCCAUCCACCGACCCCUGGUCUAUGGGGCCCUGAUGACCCAGAAACUUUGCUCUCAACUGGUUGCAGUGGCCUGGCUGAGUGGGGCCAUGUACUCAGCCUUCCACACCCUCAACACCUUCUCGCUGCCCUUCUGUGGGCCCGUCAUUGAGCAUUUCUUCUGUGACAUCCCUCCAGUCAUGAGACUCUCCUGCACCGAUUACCACCUCAGUGAGAAAGUGGGCUUUGCUGUGAGCAGCUGUGUUGUCAUGAGCUCCUUCGCCCUCACCCUCCUCUCCUAUGUUCCAAUCAUCUCCACCAUAGCCCAGAUCCCCUCCGUGGAUGGCAGGUGGAAGGCCUUCUCCACCUGCUCCUCUCACCUGACCACAGUUGUUCUGUUCUACGGAACCGGGAGCUUCAUGUACUUGAGGCCUGCUUCCCGUUACUCCCCAACCCAGGGUCGUGUGGCAUCUAUUUUUUAUUCCAUUCUCACACCUACUUUGAAUCCUGUUAUCUAUUGUCUCAGGAACAAUGAUAUGAAGGUCGCCCUACAGAAACUGUAUUGUGCAAAGAAGAAAAACUAA